AAUACAAGUAGGCUAUAAACCUGUGAAGCUGCCUGUUUGUUUUGGUUUCUUGGUUCGUCUGUAAUUCAAAAUGAGUUUAUUCCAACAACGUAAAUUAUUAAUAGACGCUCUUUUGCGACAUUGUUCAAAUAAAUGUAUGCCCGAAAAAUUAGUAAAACCUCUUAAUCAUGGCGUUUUGAAAACAAGUUGUAGAAAUAUCUCAAGCAACGGUCAAUGGUCGGACGAUGAAGUUCGGAAAAUGAGACUCAUGAAAAGGGUAGGUGCUGGCCUACUAUUCAGUGCAACCCUUGGAUUGGCGAUUUACAGCAAAAGGAAUAAAGCCCAAAGGCUUAGAGAUAGUUUGGAGGAUUGUGAAAGAUUACCACCCGAUCCUGACUACACAUCUUCAAUGGGUUCUGAGUUCUACAGGUGCAAAUCCUGUAUCUUUCCUGGUGACAUAAUCAAAUCUGGAACAUUGAAAAAAUUAGAAUCUCUUGAACUAAAACAUAAUGACAUUAUUGUUGCUAGCUUCCCAAAGUCAGGAACAACAUGGAUGCAAGAAAUUGUCUACCUGAUUCAAACUGGAUUGGAUUUCGAAGGAGCUCAGAAACAAGUUCUUGAAACAAGAUUCCCAUAUCUAGAACAUCCUUAUCCUGGGCUUGCUUCUAUCAAGAAAACAGAGGGGCCACGUUUCAUCAAGACCCACUUGCCCAUUUCUCUGCUACCAAAAUCUGUGAUGGAAAAUGGAACAAAGGUGAUUUACAUAGUAAGAAAUCCAAAAGAUGUUGCAGUGAGUUACUAUUAUUUUCUGCGCAUGGCAACUUUUGUCGGUUAUCGUGGAGGAAUGAAAGACUUUGUCAACAAGUUCAUUAAAGGCGACGUGCCCUACGGUCCAUAUUUCGAGCACGUUCUUGGAUAUUGGAAGCAACAUCAGAGCGAGUCGAACAAUAACCUUUUAUGGAUUACUUAUGAGGACAUGCAUCGAGAUCCGGAAGGCUCUAUUCGCCGUGUUGCCCAGUUUCUUGAUCGUCCUCUGACUGAUGCUCAGGUCCGACUUAUCGCUGCUCAUACCCGGUUUGAAUCAAUGGCUGGAAAUCCAUCAGUCAAUUACUCUCACUGGGAUGAUUUAGGUCUACGGAAUAAGAACGAAGCGCCUUUUAUGAGAAGUGGUCGGGUUGGAGACUGGCGCCGCAGCUUCGACGCAGACACUAAUCGCCGCUUCGAUGAUUUUAUUCGUCAACAUAUCGAAAGCAGCGAAUUGAAGUUCGAUUAUCUUCCAGCCGAUGAGUAGAAAUGCUAACUAAGCCAAUCACGAAAUGGCUAUUAGUCCGGACGAAUGUACACAGCCAUUUCUAGUCAAAUUCACCAGUGUACAAACCUAACACAGAUUUGACGAAUAUCGGGAAAAAUAAAUGCUAAAAUAGGAUACUCCCUAGAAAUUGGCCAAAUUUGUAACAAGUGUAUUCUAAAAUCGAAUUUCGUUUUUUGGCAAUUUUUUUUGUCGGAAUAUACUGUGUGUAUGUGUGUGUGUGAUUGUGUGAUAACCAAUCAAAAUGUAUGCCCUUUAGGUA
Molecule: messenger RNA, 1550 nt
Organism: Daphnia carinata
Lineage: Eukaryota; Metazoa; Arthropoda; Branchiopoda; Diplostraca; Daphniidae
Product: sulfotransferase 1E1-like
Exons: 5
Coding region: 71-1270 (399 amino acids)
Biological process (GO): sulfation
Cellular component (GO): cytoplasm
Molecular function (GO): sulfotransferase activity
Source: RefSeq, a predicted model, not a curated record